Molecule: messenger RNA, 3171 nt
Organism: Mustela lutreola (European mink)
Lineage: Eukaryota; Metazoa; Chordata; Mammalia; Carnivora; Mustelidae
Gene: BBC3
Product: BCL2 binding component 3
Exons: 4
Coding region: 1600-2181 (193 amino acids)
Biological process (GO): positive regulation of apoptotic process; release of cytochrome c from mitochondria; execution phase of apoptosis
Cellular component (GO): mitochondrion
Source: RefSeq, a predicted model, not a curated record
GUCAGUCCGGGGGAAUGUUGGGGCUGUGGCCGGUCGGGGUGUGUGCUUGAGUCUCCCCAUGUGUGUUUGUGUGAUGGUCUGUGUAUGCCGUGCCCGAGGGCUGGGUGCUGUUUAUGCGUGGUGUACCUGCGUGUGUGUGUAUGUGUGUGUGUGUUGUGUGCUCUGUGAGAGUUGUCAGUGGGUGCUGUUUGGGGUUGAUUCCCUGGGUCUGUGUUGCCUGCGUGAGCUACAGUAUGUGGCUGGGAUGUUUGUGUGUUGCUUGAGUGAGCUGGGUGUGAGGGUUUGUGUGCGCGUGUCUUGCCUGAUGUGCUGUUUCUGUGUGCUUGUGUGUCUUGACUGUGUGUACUGUCUGUGUCGAUCUCUAGGGCAUGUGUCUCAGCUAAGCAUUUGCGAUGGUAUGCCUGCUGAGCGCAGUGGCUGUUUUCUGUCCAGGUGCGUGAGCACGCGUGCGUGUGUGUGUGUGGGGGGGUGUCUCAGGCUGUGUUUGGCUUGUGUGUCUGGCAUCUGAGUCUGGGAAUUGAGGACUCGGUGGGGUCUAUGUGGUGCUGUCAGUGGGGGUUACUGGCAGUCCAGGGCUGUGUCUGAGCCUGUGUGUGUCUUGUGUGUGUGUGUGUGUGUGUGUGUGUGUGUUGGGUCUGAGGGGCUUGUCUCUGUGAUCGGCUGGCUCAUGUGUGUCAUGUGGGCUGCGUGUGUGGAGUGUUUAUGUCGGUCACGUGAGACCAGUGUUUUCUGUGGGUGCCUGAGGUGUGCGCGCUGCCACGGUUGUGUGGGAUUAGAGUUGGCUGGGGUGUGUGCGUGUGUGCAUGUGUGUCCGAGGCUGACAGUUGGGGAUGGUGUUUUGAGGUUGGUGGUGGAGGGUUAGCUGAGGUCUGCUCUUCGGCGUGUGUGCUGACGCGUCUGGGUCUGAUGACAGGAGUGUGUAUGUGCCUCAUUUCCAUGCGUCCCGGGAUCUGAGAGUUGGUGAUGGAGGGGUCAUAUUUCGGGUGUGUUGGUCUCUGUGUAUGUCCACGGAUGUCCGUGGGGUGUUGGUAUUUGUGUAAGCCCUGAGGUGUGCAGGUCUGACCUCGUGGGUGUGUGUAUGUGUGUGGGGGGAGGGGCAUGUGUCUGAGAAGGGGGACAGUGCCCAUGUGGUGUGUCUCUGUGUUUGCGAUGGCUGCAUUGUGCGUGUGUGUCCACGCGCAUAUCAACAGUGGGUCAGUGGGUUCUGACAGUUCGUGUAUGUGUGUGCACAGGGAUGGAGGGGCUGGGAUUGUGGCAGCCCGUCUGCAUUCUGAUGGUCUGUGUGUAUGUGUAUGUCCACGUUUUGGUCAGGGUGUGUUUGUGUGUGCAUAUGUGUGUCCUGUACUGAGUAGCAAUCUCAGAGAUCAGAACCAUUUCUGUGCCAAUGGGAGAUGAGGUGGGAGGUCAGGCUGGCCAGUCCCAAGGAAGCCCUUACCUGUGUGGCAUGUACCCUUCACCACCUCCCUCACCCCUCCCGGAAGUAGUAUUUGCCAUUGAGGUCCUGCAUGAGCCCCUGUGCAUGGCCAUCGCUGUGUUCUGGAAGUCAGCUCCACCAGCCCAUGCUCUGGGUGACUCCCAGGCUGGGCCCCAGGGAGCGCCAUGGCCCGAGCACGCCAGGAGGGCAGCUCCCCGGAGCCCGUAGAGGGCCUGUCCCGCGACGGCCCGCGCCCCUUUCCCCUCAGCCGCCUGGUGCCCUCGGCCGUGUCCUGUGGCCUCUGCGAGCCCGGCCUGCCCGCCGCCCCCGCCGCCCCCGCCCUGCUGCCCGCCGCCUACCUCUGCGCCCCUACCACCCCUCCCGCCGUCACCGCCGCCCUGGGGGGCCCCCGCUGGCCUGGGGGUCCCCGCAGCCGGCCCCGAGGCCCGCGCCCCGACGGUCCUCAGCCCUCACUCUCGCCGGCGGAGCCGCACCUGGAAUCGCCGGUGCCCAGUGCCCCGGGGGCCCUGGCGGGCGGCCCCACCCAGGCAGCCCCGGGAGUCCGGGGGGAGGAGGAGCAGUGGGCCCGGGAGAUCGGGGCCCAGCUGCGGAGGAUGGCGGACGACCUCAACGCGCUGUACGAGCGGCGGAGACAAGAAGAGCAGCAGCGACACCGCCCCUCCCCCUGGAGGGUCCUGUACAAUCUCAUCAUGGGACUCCUGCCCUUACCCAGGGGCCGUGGAGCCCCAGAGAUGGAGCCCAAUUAGGUGCCUGCACCCGCCCGGUGGACAUCAGGGACUUGGGGGGCAGGACCCUCCCACCUCCUGAUGCUCUGGCCAGCGCGGGAGACUUUUUCUGCACCAUGUAGCAUACUGGACUACCAGCCCUGCCCGUCCCAGGGGCGGGCCAGGGCCGCCACUCCAGCCCCAGUCCCGGCCUAGCCUGGGGACACUGAUGGAGAUGUGGACUCCUGGGUCCCUGGCUGGGAAGCCAGGGGAGAGAGGGCUGACGGACUCAGCGUCUGAAGGCAGCGGUGACGGAGAGGGUGGGGACGGAGCCACCCGUCUCUGCCGCCCACCACCAUCUCAGGAAAGGCUGCUGGUGCUGGCUGCCCGUUCCAGCUGCAGGGGUGACACUGGGGGCGGGGGGAACCUCCCUCCCAGUGCUCCUUCACUUUGGGCCUAGCCUCAGGCCCCUGGUGCUUCCCCCCCUCCUCCUGGGGAGGGGGCCCGUGAAGAGCAAAUGAGCCAAACGUGACCACUAGCCUCCUGGAGCCAGAGAAUGGGGUGGUUCUGAUGGCUGCCCCAGCCCAGCGCCCAGCCAUCUUCCCUGAGCCAGCUGGCGGGUGGUGGGUAUGCCUGCCUCACCUUCAUCUGGGGGUGGCCAGGAGGGGCCCAGACUGUGAAUCCUGUGCUCUGCCCGUGACCACCCCCCGCCCCCAUCAAUCCCAUUGCAUAGGUUUAGAGAGAGCACGUGUGACCACUGGCAUUCAUUUGGGGGGUGGGAUAUUUUGGCGGAAACCGCCCCAGCCUUAGUCCCCAGGGCAAAGCGCUGGGGGGAAGAUGGGGAGUCAGGGAGGGGGGGGAAAUCGCAGAAGAGGGAGGAGUCUGGGAGCGGGGAGGGAUGGCCCAGCCUGUAAAAUACUGUAUAUGCGCUGCUGUAGAUACCGGAAUGAAUUUUCUGUACAUGUUUGGUUAAUUUUUUUUGUACAUGAUUUUUGUAUGUUUCCUUUUCAAUAAAAUCAGAUUGGAACAGUG